AUGUCAGAUAAAAUAAUAAAUGACAAGGACCUAGAAGAUAUCCAGGGCCUUUUUCAGGACCCAGAUCCAGAGAUAAAUGCAAGAAGGGUCGAGGUUUACAAGACUGCUCGUGAGAACGACAUUUCCUCGUUCCCCAGUGAUCUCUCCAUAAUGUCUGCUUUCGAUGAUGUCUUGCUGUGUUUUUCUUUAGGCGGUCAGAUAAAGAACAUAUACAGAUACGGAACAUACACCACGUGUCAAGCCCAGAGAGAGAAGUUUUGGUUUGCCAUGUGGAAUGGUUCAUUCAGUGAAAAAGACAUUGAUAUAGAGAAAGUGGCGGCCAACCAAAGAGAGCUAGAGCGCAGACAAAAAGUGCAGGAGUUUUACAAGCAAAGACUUCUAGAGAAGAAAGCUCUUGGGCUGUCGGAGGAUGUUUGGGAUGAGAGGAAGACUCUUUUGAAUCGGCCAUUUAUGGAGAACGUCCUGCCGCAGUCGUUCCAGGAAUAA
Molecule: messenger RNA, 486 nt
Organism: Candidozyma auris
Lineage: Eukaryota; Fungi; Ascomycota; Pichiomycetes; Serinales; Metschnikowiaceae
Exons: 1
Coding region: 1-486 (161 amino acids)
Source: RefSeq, a predicted model, not a curated record